AACUUGACAAAAAAAACCACUUCCACUUUACACACUCACCCACACACACCCACACACACACAUACACACACACAUAACUCUUUAACCAGUAAAGCUUGUAGUCACUCAGAACUAUUUAGUGUCGACAUCUUUCCACCUCAGAGCUGCACUGGACUGUCUUCAGCCAUGGAGGAUGACGAUGACUAUCAGUACUGGCUCUUCCAGAAGCUGUUGAAUGAAACAGAAAACACCACAGACCCGAGCUAUGUGGUUAGUAAAACUGUCCAGCUCUGUGAGAAAAACACCGUCAAUCAGUUCGGUGCCACAGUCAUCCCAGCGUUCUACUGUGUCAGCUUCAUUCUGAGCUCCAUAGGUAACGGGCUGGUCCUCCUCAUCAUCUACAAGUUCGAGAAGCUCAACACCGUGACCAACAUCUUCCUGCUCAACCUGGUCCUCUCCAACAUCCUGUUUGCCUCCAGCAUGCCAUUCUGGGCCGUCUACCACAUGUCCGAGUGGAUCUUUGGCACAGCUCUGUGCAAAAUUGUCAGUAGUGCCUACUUCAUCGGUUUCUAUAGCUCCAUCCUCUUCCUCACUCUCAUGACGUUUGACCGGUACUUAGCAGUGGUGCACGCGGUGGCAGCUGCCAAGAGCAGGAAGAAGGUGUAUGCCAUCAUUUCUUCCGUGGUGGUUUGGUGCCUUAGUAUCGCAGCAAGUGUGAAGGAGCUGGUUCUUCGGAACGUGUGGAAGAACACGCUACACGGACUGAUGUGUGAGGAGUCGGGAUUGCCCGCUAGCACCAUGGAGCAGUGGCGCCUGUUCAGCUACUAUCAGCAGUUCCUGCUCUUCUUCCUCCUCCCUCUGAUAAUGGUGAUGUAUUGCUACAUCAGCAUCACACUGCGCAUCCUCAACACGCGCAUGAAGGGGAAGUGCCGCGCCAUCAAGCUGAUUUUUGUUAUCAUCUUGACCUUCUUUGGCUGCUGGACUCCCUACAACGUGGUCAGCCUCCUUCGAGUGAUUCAGAUUUCUCAAAGUCGCAGGGAAGAGGGUUUGUGUUCUGAUUCGGACGGCUUAGACUUCGCCUUUUACGUGACCAGGAACGUCGCUUACUUGUAUUGCUGCAUUAGCCCGGUGUUCUACACGUUUCUAGGGAAGAAGUUCCAGAGUCAUUUGAAAAGGCUUUUGGGUAAAAAUGUCCCCUGUCUGAAGGGACAAGUGAGCCUGAACAGCCACAGCACCAGAACCAUGUCACAGCGGAGCCCACAUUCAGUUUACGAAUAAAGAACCGAGCCUGCUGGACUCCUGAUUAUAGUAAACAUCAGUCUAAUCACAAUUAGCUGUACUUAGGCCCUGUCCACACGUAGCCGGGGAUCUGCCAAAACGUAGAUAUUUUUCUACGUUUUGGCCUGUCAUCCACACGAAAACGGAGUUUUUUCACACGAAAACGGAUCUUUUUAAAAACUCCGGCCAAAGUGAAGAUCUGCGUUUUCUCCGUUUUGGGUGUCUGCGUGUGGACAGACAAAACCGGACUUUUAAGGUCCGCAACGUCACUUUCCGCGACAAAAAAUGCUGACAUCACGUGUGCGACCUGUGUUUACACUAGCCGACAGCAUGGAAGCCCUCAGAGCUGCGCUCGCUUUAUCAAUUGUCCAAGCGCUUUUUGCUUGUUUGUUUAUGCAAGCGGAAUUACUGCUCCUUGCGGAAGACCACAGACGAAGGACGAGGUUAAGAACGGGGGAAGUACUGCCGCCUACAGGUCUGGCAUGUCCUUAACAACGUAUUUAUCCAGGUACGUGUGGACAGAGUUUUGUUUUAAAACGAGGUGGUGUGGAUGGAUGCAAGUUUUUGGAGGGGCGGAUAUUCGUUUUCAAAAACCCCGGCUACGUGUGGACUAGGCCUUAAUCAGCUUUGAUUCAUUUCAAAAGCCUUAAAUCCUGAAGUAAUUGUCCCAGAUCCUUCUGCUGUAGCCAUCCUGGAGCCUCUGAUCAACUGUGUAUGACAUCAUCAAUCCAGUCAUUUACCCUGAUGUGUUCAACUGUGUCUGGAUUUAAUCAAUGUGUACUUUUUAUGAUUUAUUAUGAAAGAAGAAAAUGUUCUUUAACAUGUAAAAUUUAAAUAUAUGGAUGCUUUGAAAGCUUUUUUUAAAAUCCUGUCAUAGAAAAGUUUCUCAAUUUAAACAUUUCAAUAAAAUGUAGAAUGGCAGUAA
Messenger RNA from Nothobranchius furzeri (turquoise killifish), 2182 nucleotides. RefSeq names its product chemokine (C-C motif) receptor 12a (gene ccr12a). NCBI's taxonomy places the organism in Eukaryota, Metazoa, Chordata, Actinopteri, Cyprinodontiformes, Nothobranchiidae. Gene Ontology annotation, molecular function: C-C chemokine receptor activity; C-C chemokine binding. The record is from RefSeq and is a predicted model, not a curated record. Gene Ontology annotation, cellular component: external side of plasma membrane; membrane. Gene Ontology annotation, biological process: G protein-coupled receptor signaling pathway; immune response; calcium-mediated signaling.